Ostrea edulis (European flat oyster) is the source of this 2335-nucleotide messenger RNA. RefSeq names its product kelch-like protein diablo. Lineage: Eukaryota; Metazoa; Mollusca; Bivalvia; Ostreida; Ostreidae. The transcript has 7 exons. The record is from RefSeq and is a predicted model, not a curated record. Gene Ontology annotation, molecular function: protein binding. The coding region runs from base 242 to 2116 and encodes 624 amino acids.
AAAGGGAAGUCACUCUGCUGCUUCCGGUGGAAAAGCUAAUAAAAAUUCAACAAAAAUAUCAAAAUAUUUUUUUAUCGUGCACAUGGUGCUCUUGCUAAAAAUGGAAAUUUACUGAAGAAAUUGUAUUCGGAUAAUUAUUUGUAAUGAUAAAAUGGAACUUUGUAAAUUUUCUUUUGGAAUAUGCCACUACCUCGGUGAUGAAGUAAUCAAAAUGCACUGUGCCAUAUAGAGGAAAUUCGAAAUGGAGAAAAUGAACAGCCCAGAUGACCCUCCUAGUACCCAAGACCAGGACGGUAUGCUGGAUUCCCAAACCCAGUAUGACUCUCACAAUGAAGAUAAGUUUGUGGACAAAGAACGAGCUAUAAAUUUGCUCCAAGGAUUCUCAAAACUGUACAAAGAAAAAGAAUUUGUGGAUGUGACACUGUGUGUGGAUGAAGCAGAAUUUCCGUGUCACAAAAAUGUUCUUGCAAUAUCAAGUCCUUUCUUCAUGGCCAUGUUUUCUACGAAUAUGGCAGAAAGUCAACAGAACAAAAUCACUUUGAAGGAGUUAGAUCCACUGACUAUGGGUCUGGUGCUGGACUACAUCUACACAGGACAAGUCAUGCUGUCCGAGGAAACAGUACAGCAUUUACUGUCAGCCUCCAACAGAUUUCAACUGCUUUCACUUAGAAGUGGAUGUGCAGAAUUCAUGAUGAAUCACAUUACUGUAUCAAACUGUAUUGGGGUCUAUUUCUUUGCUAAAGCCCAUGAAUGUACUGACCUUGCCACAAAAGCCAAAGAAAUUGUCAACAAUCAAUUUUCUGUUCUCUGCAAGCAACAGGAAUUUUUGUCUUUACCCUCAGAUAAAUUAGUUGAGAUUAUUAGUGAUGAUGAGAUUAAUGUGACCAAUGAAGAAAUUGUAUAUGAAGCUUGCAUGGAAUGGCUCAUGACAGACAAAGAGAAAAGAAUGGCACAUCUCAUGGAAAUCAUGAAUUGUGUUAGAUUUGCAAAUAUUAGCUCAUAUUAUUUCUGUGAUAGAAUUGACAGAAGUAAAACACUGAAAGAUUGUGAAUCUCUGAGGAAAGUCCUGGACACUGUGAGGUACUUUCAUAUGCUACGCAACAGACAGCAUGAAAUGGAUUUGAACCUCAUGCCUCGAAAAGGAAUGGUUUAUGAAACUGGAGUGAUGAUCAUUGCAAAUCCUUAUACAGAGGAACAAAUGAAAAAGUUCAAUAGUAUGGAAAUGCUGUUACCAAAAACUGGAGAAGUCAUUACUAUUUGUAAAUUGCCACAAAGCUUAUAUACUCCAGGAUGUGCUAUUACUGGAGAUAACCAGAUUUACUUGGCAGGGGGAUCCAUACGAAAGCUGAACUAUCGAGGAUCAGUAACAACUGAGGGGGUAUCCAAUACCUUUUAUGUGUUUGACCAGAUAGAGAAGAGUUGGACUCCAAAAGCCAAAAUGCACAUGUCCCGUUCACAGUUUUCUUUGGUCAUUGUUGACGGAUUUGCUUUUGCAAUUGGUGGUCAGGAUGGAUCAGAAAUUCUGAGUGCAGUUGAACGUUACGACCCGCACACCAAUGCCUGGAUACUUGUGGCUCCUCUUGCAAUACCUCUGAGAUUUAUGACCAGCAUUAGCUACAGAGGAAAACUUUAUGUGUUUGGAGGAGAAACAACCGACAAAAUCAGUAAAACAGCAUACAGGUAUGAUCCAGCUGAUGAUACCUGGGUGGAGUUACCUCCCAUGUCUACAUCCAGAGUGUUGGCAGGAUGUGUGGUACAUAAAGACAAGAUUUAUGUGAUAGGAGGAAAUUCAGAACUCAGUGAUAAAUGGAAGAAGGAGUUCCUCCCUGAACAUUGUGUGAGUUCAGUAGAAGUGUUUGAUCCAGCCUCAGACACCUGGAGUGAGGGCCCAGAACUUCCAAAUGCUCUCUGUGGAGCAGGCAUUGUAAAAUACAGCAAUACAAUUUUAAUUGUGGGUGGUGAAGAUGACAAGAGUUGGAUGGCUGGCCUGUGUUGGUUAAAGGAAGAAAAUGGCAAACAGACUUGGGUGGAGGGGCAAGAGUUGCCCACGGUGAUGAGCACAUUUGGUUGUGUUGUCGCCAAUAUACAGCAUGAUGUGUACAAACAACAGACAUAGGUUACAGAUCAAAUUUUUAUACAGGGUUGUGCAUCAGAUCAAUAAUCAUAUCUACUGAACAGCAGUAAUAAAACAAGGUAUUCUCGCAUUAAUCAGUUGUGAUGAGUGUUCAUCUUUCUUUAUACACAUAGAUUAAUUAUAUGUAUUAGAUUUAUACUGUUUUUAUAUAUGUGUAUUUCAAUAAACAGGUAACACUCAGAUUAAAGAUUUCUGAACCUC